AUGCCUACGGCGGCUCCCCCCGCCACUGAGCUGCGGCAGCGUGCGACACGGGUGAGCGCGCUGCAGCAACACCGGCAGAUCCACGGCGGCAAGUUGUUCAAGUGCGAGGAGCCUGGCUGUGUGUAUGCUGGCAGAUCAUGGGGGGAUCUCCGCCUACAUCUCCGCAGCCAUGGGGAGGAACGGCCGUUCCAUUGCAGUGAUUGUGAUUUCUCGACCAAGACCAAGGCUCAGUUGCUGAGAGUUGCGGUCUGGUGUGGUACGGUGCGGUGCGCUGUGGUUUAUGGCGGGAUAAGAGCAUCACGAGUGCUCGGUCACGAGCUUGUCACCGCCCGAUACACUGGCGAUAGCACAUUUAAUUAUCGGCUCAACCAUGGCUUUAUUUGGAGCGCGUCUGCGAUUUUCCCCGACACAGAAUACCUAGCGGUGGUGCCGCAAGGAGAGGAUCUGAUUGAUGCCAGACACACGUUUCUUAGUGGAAAGUUGGCUGAUUACGACACGUACGAGGAUCCAGUGAAGCACGGCCUCCUGAGCCUUUACACCGCUCCAGUUGGAGGACGCCACCAGGCAGAAGCACCACGGAGGCCUUGCUCCACCACUCCCAUCGAUAUCCUCGUGUCUGCGGUGCCACCGCGUUACCCAACCCCGGCUCACGGCAGUAUCGCCGCGGGGGUGACGCCAGAUACCAUCUGUUUAGCAUACGUAACCGUUCGUGAUCACAAUACCGCCCCUAAUUAUAAGCGCUACCGUGAGAGGGACUCACGAGCGUACGCUAAAGAUAAGGGUUUGGAGAGCUUGAUGACUGCGCUGGAUUUCUCGCAGGCCUUUGACUCGACGGUCAAGCUGGUGCACAAAACUAUUCAGACGGGAAAACCUGAAUAUCUAAGAAAAAAACUGGUUUUUAGACAUGAAGUCAAUAAGCGCAGUACUCGACAGGAUGGCCUACUGCACCUGCCAAGGACAAGAUUGGAGACAGGGAAAAAAGCGUUUAGAUAUUUUGGACCUGCUAAACAUGCUCGCAGCCACCUGGAGACCAAGAGUCACCAUUACCCUCAUAGCCAGUUCCAGUGUAACAGUUCUAUGCCUUUUUCAGACAUGCUCGCAGCCACCUGGAGUCCAAGAGUCACCAUUGCCCUCAUAGCCAGUUCCAGUGUAACAUUUCUAUGCCUUUUUCAGACAUACUCGCAGUCACAUGGAGGCCAAGAGAAGCCAUUGUCCUCAUUUCCAGUUCCAGUACAUGCUCGCAGCCACCUGGAGACCAAGAGUCACCAUUGUCCUCAUUGCCAGUUCCAGUGUAACAGUUCCACCCAUCUCAACAGGCAUCUUAGGCUGCACACGGGAGCAAAGCCUUUUCAUUGUCCUCAUUGCGACUUCUCUUGCAACCUACUGGAGAACCUCCGCAAGCAUGUCCUCUCGACCAAGAAACAUCCUGGCAAGUGCCUUUACUCUUGCCAAGAAACUUCUUGCGACUUUACUUCCAACUUCGCCAAGGACUUCCGCGUGCAUCUGGUCUCUGUGCACGGCCAGACCGCCAGUGCCGCCACUUCCUUCGUCACAGGCCUCUACAACGGUGGUGAGGAUCCCCGGCACGUCGACCAGCCUUUGCCCGUCACCUCCAAGAAGUAA
Molecule: messenger RNA, 1623 nt
Organism: Homalodisca vitripennis (glassy-winged sharpshooter)
Lineage: Eukaryota; Metazoa; Arthropoda; Insecta; Hemiptera; Cicadellidae
Product: zinc finger protein 271-like
Exons: 9
Coding region: 1-1623 (540 amino acids)
Biological process (GO): regulation of transcription by RNA polymerase II
Molecular function (GO): DNA-binding transcription factor activity, RNA polymerase II-specific; RNA polymerase II transcription regulatory region sequence-specific DNA binding
Source: RefSeq, a predicted model, not a curated record